AUGCAUCAAGUUCGAUUUCAAUCUGACCAGACUAUUGCAAAUAUUCUGAUAGACGAGAGGCUUAACAAGACAAUGCUCACUAAAUUUUUCAGGGUUAUUGGGCGAAUAUAUACAGUCUCACCCACUGAAGGUGAGAAAUUUUACCUACGCAUACUUCUGAAUCAUGUCAGAGGAGCCACAUCAUUUCUAAAUUUAAUGACAAUUGGUGGCGUUUUGCAACCAACGUUUAAGGAAGCAGCAGAACAACAAGGUUUGUUAGAAGAAGACGACAGUAUUCGACAAUGUUUGCUUGAGGCCUUUACAAUUCGGAUGCCAUCGGCCUUAAGAAGAUUAUUUGUCACCAUUUUGGUAUAUUGUGAACCAGUUGGUGUCCGGACAUUGUGGGAUGAAUUCUAUCCAUUCAUGAUUGAAGAUUAUGCUUUCUCGAGUAACUUACGUUGCAAUGUUAUUGUGAACAGACUUUUACGUGACUUAAACACACUUUUGGUACAAUUUAACAAGAAUAUCAAGGACUUUGAUUUGCCCCAAAUGACAACAAAAGUAGUUUCUGCAAUGCCUAGAUAUAUUGAAGACGAACUCUCAAUAGGUGGAACUGGAAAAACUUACUUAUACCAUGCAUUGUUAGCAAACAUGAGAGGGUUGGGUUAUAUAGUAUUAGCAACAUCAACAUUUGGAAUAGCAGCUACAAUAUUACCUAGUGGGAGAACAACACAUUCUAGAUUCAAGAUACCACUUAGCACAGAUUCAUCAUCUACAUGUUCGAUCAGUAAACAAGCUAAUUUGGCAAAGUUAAUACAACAGGCAAAGACAAUUAUUUGGGAUGAAUUAACGAUGGCACAUCGUUAUGCCUUUGAAGCGCUAGAUCGAACUUUUAGAGACAUAAUUGAUGUUGACUUAACAUUUGGGGGGAAAACAAUGAUCUUUGAGGGAGAUUUUCAACAAGUACUUCCCGUUAUUCCUAAAGGAAAGAAGUUGGAACUAAUCCAGGCCAGUGUGGUAAAAGCAUUAUUUUAG
Prunus persica (peach) is the source of this 1014-nucleotide messenger RNA. RefSeq lists its product as uncharacterized. The record is from RefSeq and is a predicted model, not a curated record. The transcript has 2 exons. Gene Ontology annotation, biological process: DNA repair; telomere maintenance. Gene Ontology annotation, molecular function: DNA helicase activity. The coding region runs from base 1 to 1014 and encodes 337 amino acids. Lineage: Eukaryota; Viridiplantae; Streptophyta; Magnoliopsida; Rosales; Rosaceae.